AUGUAUUCUCCCAAUAGCGACGACGAGAAGAAGCUUUGGCAUGAAGCGGAGGGGCUUCGCCGUGUCGCCUUCUUUGGCAUUUGCAUCAGUACCGUCGCUACACUAACUGCUAUCGUUGCUAUUCCUUCCUUGUACAACUACAUGCAACUUGUACAGUCUUCGUUGCAAACAGAAGUUGACUUCUGCAAGCACAGGACAAACGGGCUUUUUGACCAGUACGAACGCAUGCAACAAGUUAAAGGAGUUAGAGGAGGGAUCGUGAAACGACAGGCUGGGUACGAUGUUCCCCAGUACAACGGUCCGUCUGACGCUGGAGUUCAAGGUAGCUCCGCCCAGCUAGCAGGUACAUGCUGCAGCUGUAAGUCAGGGCUUGCUGGACCGCCAGGGCCUCCUGGUCAAGACGGAACUGAUGGAAGAGAUGGCUUGCCUGGAGCAAAUGGAGAACCUGGUGCUGAUGCUGAUCCUGAUGCAGUGCCCACAGCUGAAGACUUCUGCUUUGACUGUCCUGCAGGACCGCCAGGACCACCUGGAAAACCAGGCCCCAAAGGACCGAAUGGCAAUCCAGGAGCUGACGGAGAGCCCGGACCGAAUGGACAACCGGGUCUACCUGGUCCACCUGGUCCACAAGGACCUCCUGGUGCCGACGGAGAGCCAGGCCUUCCUGGUGAGCAAGGGCAGCCUGGAGUUAUUGAGGAGGUACCCGUCCCAGAUGGACCCCCUGGACCUCCAGGACCGCCUGGACUACCCGGCCCAGACGGAAGGCCGGGAGCACCUGGCCAGCCUGGACACGACGGACCUCAAGGACCACCUGGAGACCCUGGACGAGAUGGUCCUUCAGGAAAUCCAGGUGCUCCUGGAGAACAAGGAGCAGUUGGACAGCCAGGGUCCGGAGGUAGUUGCGAUCAUUGUCCUCCCCCUCGAACUGCUCCUGGUUAUUAA
Molecule: messenger RNA, 939 nt
Organism: Angiostrongylus costaricensis
Lineage: Eukaryota; Metazoa; Nematoda; Chromadorea; Rhabditida; Metastrongylidae
Source: the annotation of a GenBank genome assembly